AUGUGCUGCGACGGUCCCACCACGCAACGUCCACCGUACCUCCAUCCGCGGCACAGUGCAACUCAGUGCGAAGCCACGAGAUUUGUUCUAAUCGGACUGUAUCUUCUGAUUUUGCAACCGUUGUCGCGUUCAAGUCACUCCAGGAAGCCGAAUCUACCCUGCUCUGAGAUGCGGUUCCCUUUAGGCUGCACAGGAACACCUCGGUGCUUCGUUGUUAUGUCCAGUGAUUUGAGAAGUGAUUUGGCAAGCCUUUUUAAGCCUCAGAAGUCGCAAGACUCGGGUUUUUCUGAGGACAUGCCGGUCCAAAAAAAGAGAGAUCUUCUAAAAGAUGGAUAUGUAAGAUCUAACCAGUCCCUCGUCCUGAAAGUACAUCGACUUGAGGCGGAAAUUGCACGAAGUCGUAAAGUGAUUGAAGGACUGCGUACUGAAAAUGCAUCGCUGAGAAAAAAAAUUUACGACAUUGAAAGACUGGACUGCAAUGAAAGGAUAGAAGCAAUUGUAGAGGAACGAAUAAAAAGGAAAAUGGAUCAGCUGAGUUGUAUCAGCUCCAGAACUGUUGCUCAUUUACAGAAAGCAGCGCUAGAUCUGAAGAAUGCGUUCGUGGAUUUUGGCGUGCUUGUUGAUACCACCUCUAGCUCGUCAAAUUGUGAUAUCUUGGGAAGUAAGCGAAGCACUCUGAACACCUAUGGUGAACCAUCUUUAAGUGUUGUGUCUGAGUCUCCUCCUCUUGCUGCGAAUGGAGUUUUGAACUACAGAGGCAAAGAAAACCGAGAGAGGUCCCUAGAAAGAGAAACUCCCAGUCGCACAUGGUCAACUCGAAGUAAGUCUCGACGAAGUGAAUUAUUUCGACCUGGACGAGUGGAAAUACGAGAAAAUCCUAAUCCACUUGACAUCCUUGAAGCACCUGCUGUUAGGAACAGCUCCUCGCCCACAAGCACUCCACCACUUCUUUCGAGUAGACCGUUCUUUGAGACUCCAGCUGUGCCGCUCUCCGACUGCGAUACGGUUCGAAGGAAGCGUACUGCGACAUUAAAAAUAAAAACAAUGGCGGAGCCGAAAUUGAAUAAUAAAUUGCGGAGGCCAGGUCGAAACGACGAGCCUCAUCCAUUUAUUUCGUCUUUGUACUAG
Molecule: messenger RNA, 1128 nt
Organism: Necator americanus (New World hookworm)
Lineage: Eukaryota; Metazoa; Nematoda; Chromadorea; Rhabditida; Ancylostomatidae
Exons: 13
Coding region: 1-1128 (375 amino acids)
Source: RefSeq, a predicted model, not a curated record